Molecule: messenger RNA, 930 nt
Organism: Mycena indigotica
Lineage: Eukaryota; Fungi; Basidiomycota; Agaricomycetes; Agaricales; Mycenaceae
Product: DNA binding protein Ncp1
Exons: 3
Coding region: 1-930 (309 amino acids)
Source: RefSeq, a predicted model, not a curated record
AUGCCCUCCACCACCACUCCUUCUGGCGCGAGCGAGUUUUCUGUUUACUUUGACGCGCCUAUCGCACACAUGUCAACCAAAGAUACCACCCCCGAUGCAGCCCUUGUAGAGUCUCCUACCAGUGAGACCCUCGCCACUACUAAUUCCUAUACCAACACCUCUCCCAAUAACCCAGUUCCGGAGAACGACGAGGAGAUGGCUGAAGCUGGCGAUACCGUUGCUGCUCCCUCUGAAACUUCCAACCCCUCGCCAACCCCGUCUUCCCACUCGCCCAAGACCCAACACGCCCGUGUCGUUUCUGUUGGCCGUGCCACUUCGAUUGCGCAGCGCUCCGUCUUCACUAAUGCAGACGGGCGCAGCGUGGCUGGCUCCACUUUUAUUAACGGAGCCGGUACAACAGGACCGAACGCAACCGCCGAGCCAGACGAUAGCCUCCAUCUUCGCGCUGCUUCUGCCGAUGUCGCCUUGACCGACGAGCAGAAGGCCAACAUCGCCAAGCGGGAAUCGAAGAGCAACAAACAGAUUGCCAAAAUAAUCAAGUCGGAGGCGAAAGUCGAGAAGAAAGCGCUUGACAUUGCCGUGCGGGAACUGUCAGAGCUCCACAACCUUCAGAAGGCCGCGGUCAAGCGUGAGGAGAAGGCGCAAUCGACGUACAACAAAACGCUGGCGACAUUCCAGAAGCACGAGGCUGUCUUUCUCGCUGCCCGUGCCAAGUUUGAGGCGUCGCAAGCAUUGUUGAACUCCCACACGGAGACGUUGGAGAUCACGCGUAAUAAUGCAAAAGAGGCGACCGCAAAUGUCCAGGAAAAGUCUCAGGAGGUGGACAGUCUGCGCAAGAUGUUUGAUGUCGAUGAGCGCGAGCGCGAGGUCAAGUUGGUGGAGCUCACUGGCAAGGGCUCGACAAGGAAGCGAUGGACUCUGAUGAGUUAG